AUGAGCCGCUUCGCAAUUUCUAUCAUUAUUGUGCUCAUCACAAGUACGGUCGGCGAACGCGACGAGUGCUACUCUUGCUCCGGAGUCUGUCACAAUGAGCCGUGCAAUUGUCAGGUCCGUUUUCGAAAUGUCUUCUUCCUCUACACGACCCUCCCCAAAAAAGACCAUAAAAUAGGCAACAAUGAGGCCCAUUUUCGAAGGACGAAUGUGGUGGUGGUGGUCCACCACUCGCUUUAGCCGCCUAACCUUUUUAUGAAUUUCUGACGAGCGUCGUCGCUUUGCAGAUGGGAUCCUGCGAGUCGGCGCAAUGUUUCAUCGAGAAGAAGCCGACGGAGAUAAGUGGCGUCGUGAAAAUCACCAAAGGUUUAAUUUAGUCUCUCGGCCUUUCUUUGUGACAAGUGACACUUCUCGUGUUGCAGGAUGUCUUCGGCGGACUUCGCGAAUUCAUCACGGCUGCGAGUACGAUCACUUUUCGGAUCACAUUCUAUGCGUGUGUCAGGGUAUGCGAAACUUCAUUUCAUCAAAGCGCAACGCAACGCAACGCCCGUCUCUUUAGGCAGAUAUUGCAACGACAAAGUGGUGAUGAACACGACGCGUCAGCUCUACACCAAGUCCGUGACUUGUCGCGAGUGUUCGGACAAGCAGCCGGAUUGCGAUUCCACGUGUCAGGGCCACUGGUGCCACGAGGAUAUGAGCACGGGCGCGUCGGGUUGCGGCUACGGACCGCCCGCGCUGCCCUUCUACUACCGCGGCCCCGAACUCUUCUACUAUCGCAGCAAAGUGUGCAUCACGCUGAGUCGAGGCGCCGGCAAGCCGCGACGUCACUGCAUUUGCAGCACGAACAUGUGCAACACCGUCUACAUCUAUCAUCGGCAUCAGUCGACCGUGAAAGAUCGGCUUGCGGAGAGGGAGAGCAGCAUGAGGUCGCGGUCGCUCGCACUCAGGUAAUGAACAACUUUGAAAAGCAAAUUUGAGGUUUUUUUCACGAAAAAGUCAAUGAAAUUUGGUUAUUAUAGGGGCACCGGACAUAAAAGGCGCGCUGUUCGCAAUCUGGCCGAAUUUCUAGGCCGCAAAGUAAUUUUCCACUGAAAAUGUGGCCUAACUUUUCAAACUCGGCCCCGAGGUCGCUCAAUUUGCACUGCAAAAAGAGUUUCUCAACAGAGCGCCAUUUCUGUGCGGUGCCCCUAUAAUAAGUCACCAUUGAGACACGGCGGGCCAAAAACUACAAGAGAAAAAGUGCUUCAGAAUCACAAUUUUCAAAUUUCAAGUCGCUACGCGGCUAAUUUACGAUCAAGAACACUGCCGAAAGAGCUAAACGUCGAAUUUUCAGCGCGACAGACUACACGCUGCCGCUGCAAACGUGCUACAAUUGCGAGACGAACACGCAGGACGCGGCGGCGAUGUCGCACACGACGAACUGCCGAAGCAACCGAUGCGUCGGCCACUACUGCACGUACGCCGCACAGAGGCACACGAGCAGAAACAAUAUGGGACGGACGAACCUGGUGCACGCGGUCAGCGAACUGCAAGGCUGCAUGAACGUGUCCGAUAAGUCGCAUGUGAGUGGGAAUGGGAAGUGGGGGGCAUCCGAACAAACCGAACGUGUUUCAGAUUCAACUGGGCUGCUCGAGGAAGUGGAUCGCCGAUGAGUACGAGGAGAUUCACUGCGCGUGUCGCGGUAAUCUUUGCAAUAGCGAUUCGCUGUCGGCUUUCUCCGUCGACCGGCUCCAGAUGAUCCACGUGCUCAUUCCAAUCGUCUUCUUCUUUGUCCGUCCACUUUUCCAUGUCUAG
Caenorhabditis sp. 36 PRJEB53466 is the source of this 1791-nucleotide messenger RNA. The record is from the annotation of a GenBank genome assembly. Lineage: Eukaryota; Metazoa; Nematoda; Chromadorea; Rhabditida; Rhabditidae.